Oryzias melastigma (Indian medaka) is the source of this 1341-nucleotide messenger RNA. RefSeq names its product RIPOR family member 3. The record is from RefSeq and is a predicted model, not a curated record. NCBI's taxonomy places the organism in Eukaryota, Metazoa, Chordata, Actinopteri, Beloniformes, Adrianichthyidae.
AACUCCACAUGUCAGCAAGAACAAAGCAAAAAGUGAGAAUGAGUGAAAGAGGAGGAGAGCUGGAGAAGGGGAGUGGAGACGCAGAGAGGAAGAGGGCGAGGGCGACAUGGUUCAGCCUGACGUUCCUGAGGAACAGCUGCGAUCGGCACGCUGCUGCCUGACUUUAUCAGGACCCAACAGACCACGGCCAAACCCACAAACACGCAUGCAGAGGGUACAGCUGCUCUUCAGACAUGAGGACAUGAGGACAACGUUUGGAGCCUCUUAAGGAUGUCCGUGAAGCUGCGGUUCAACUCUCCAUCACAUGGAGGUUUGCUACACAGAAGCCGCUCCUUCACAGGAGGGUUCAGCUCUUGGACAGGUCAACAGUGGUCGUCUCCUGUCCGUAACUCUCUUCGCUCCAGACCCACAUCCAGAGACAAAAGUCCCAGGAUGCACCUGUCCUCCCCCCGAGGAUCAGGAGCCAUCUGGUCCCUACAGCUUAAGCAGGUGGACGGGGUCUUUCAGGCACUCCGCAAAGGACUCAAGGAGUAUCUGGAAGUCCAUCAGGCGGAGAUGGAGCUGCUGUCUUCACAGCAGAGAGAGACCAAGAGGAAUUCCAGGCUGGCCUUUCUCUAUGAGUUGGAAAAGGAAAUCCGGGCAUUGGAGAGGUACAUACGGCGGUUAGAAUUUCACAUCAGCAAGGUGGAGGAGUUGUACGAAGCUUACUGCAUCCAGUGGAGGCUGUGUCAGGGAGCACUCAACAUGAAGAGAGCCUUCUCAAUGUUGCCAUCCACCAGAGCCUCCAGGGAGAGCCUGCUGGAGCUAGGCCGUAACCAUAGAAACAGUCUGCAGGACAUGUCAGCCAUAGAGGGGGAGUUGGAGAUCCUCCUUGGGGAGCUGCACAUUAAAAUGAAGGGUCUGAUCGGAUUCGCUCGCCUCUGCCCUGGAGACCAAUACGAGGUGGUGGUGCGUCUGGGCCGGCAGAGAUGGAGGAUUCGGGGGAAGAUCGUGUCAGACGACUCUCAGUGCUGGGACCAAGAGGAAACCGUCUUCCUCCCACACAUACACCACAAUUUUGAGAUCAAGGUGACUGAAGCAAAGGGUUUAGGUUGGCUGCUGGUUGGGACGGUGACAUGUGCAAGUGCAGACUUCUUCAUGGCAAAACCACAACUGAUGUUGGUGGACAUCACAGAACUGGGAACCAUCAAGCUGCAGCUGGAGGUUGUGUGGAGUCCGUUUGAUAGUGCAGAGCGGUUCAGGCCUCUGUCCAUCAGUAAAGCAUCAGUUUCCAGCAGAAAGAGCUCGAUCUACAGCUGGACGCCCCCGAGCACUCCUUCCUUCACAGAGAAAUAUUUCAUG